CAGGACGGUCGUCGAUCCCCAAAAAAGCAGGCGGCGUCCCCCCUACCCGCCAUCUCCGGCCAACGGCACUGUUCCGAUCUCCAAGCGCGGCGUUUCUUUGGAGGCGUUAGACCGGAGGUUCGCUCAAGCCGAAUCCGAUCUUCGCCGUCAAUAGGAGCUCCAGAGCAAGAAGCAAAGAACUAAUACUAGCGCCACUCCUACUGGAAAUCAAACUCCUGAUAAAAUGGCUCAGAAACAGCUUGUCCCCAAUACACAGACUUCGAACACACCAUCUAAGAAAGGCAUGAGAUCUACAAACCAAUGCAUGAAAUGUGGAAGUGCUACAUAUAGAAACUUAUAAGAAGUGCUGGGAAAAAUCAGAUGGCACAAACUCUCCUGAAUGUAGACUAUCACGGUGCACAAAUUCUUGGUUGAUCUAGACACUAAUUUUUUUAUUUGUACACUACAAUGAUUCAUAUCUAGGUGUGCACGUUAAAAAGCUGCAAAACCAUUUAUUACUUCAAUUGCAGAGUGCAAGCUAGAUGGGUAUACGGGACUGCGUGGUAUCAUGAUCCGCGAAACUGCAGAAACAUUCGGAAUAAUAACAGAAGACAAUAGAUUCAAGGGUUACUGUCACUCUUUUAGCAUUCAAAGUCUGUUUCUUUAAACUUAACUCUUUGGAAACAAACAAAAAUUGUUGAUAGGCAAAUUCUUCUAUGGACCUUAGGAACAUGGAAGCACAACUCUUGCUGAUAAGUAUAAUCCAUUAAUUCUCAUUUGUUCAUUGUAAUGAUGAUUUGCAGUAGUGCCCAAGAAGCUCUCUGUCUUCAUGCUUCAAGGGGAUUCAUGGAAGGUUACAAUGACCGGCGACAAACUUGCUUCAAGAAGCAUGGUUUCAUAGGUGCGAGCAACGCGACCUGCAAUCACUCUGCAAACCACAAUCGCCGCUCUCAUGUUUCCAUGGCCGCAUUUCUCAACUCUUCUGUGAGCUCUCCAACUCGUCUUGGAAAGCGUCACCGGCGACCUCCACAUUGCUUCACUGUUCAUACAACCACCUAUGGUCCUACACACCCCACAACUCUUCCUCCUACAAGUGGUCGAGAAUCGAUCAAACCCUAACAAACAAGCAAUGCCAGUUCCCAUAUACCUCAACACCUCAUUUCCAUCCCUUCUUACGCCGCUCUCUCUCCCCUUUGACUUCACAAUCUUUCUGUAAACUUCAAACCUCUUAUAAACCGCUUCGCCACAAUUCACCCUAAAAACUUUUUGAAUUCUAUACCCAACACUGUGCUUCCACCCAGCGCGAAAAAUCGCGUCCACUUCGGCGACCUCUUCUAAUGGUUCAAUCUCUUUGAACCUUGGAAAAGAAAGAACCCUUUUUGCAUGGGAAUCAAAACUCUCUUGGGGUUUAGGGUUUUGAUUCUUCUUUGGAGAAGGAGGAGGAAGAGGGGUUCUCUCUCUUUUUGGGGAAAUGGCACUUGACUUUGGCUUGAAACAUC
Messenger RNA from Cuscuta campestris, 1478 nucleotides. NCBI's taxonomy places the organism in Eukaryota, Viridiplantae, Streptophyta, Magnoliopsida, Solanales, Convolvulaceae. The record is from the annotation of a GenBank genome assembly.